Messenger RNA from Pleuronectes platessa (European plaice), 2560 nucleotides. It is a transcript of the gene tomm40, whose product is annotated as translocase of outer mitochondrial membrane 40 homolog (yeast). Gene Ontology annotation, cellular component: mitochondrial outer membrane; mitochondrial outer membrane translocase complex. NCBI's taxonomy places the organism in Eukaryota, Metazoa, Chordata, Actinopteri, Pleuronectiformes, Pleuronectidae. Gene Ontology annotation, biological process: protein import into mitochondrial matrix. The coding region runs from base 103 to 1137 and encodes 344 amino acids. Gene Ontology annotation, molecular function: transmembrane protein transporter activity. The record is from RefSeq and is a predicted model, not a curated record. The transcript has 9 exons.
GCGGAAACUAGUCAAUUACCGUCACGGACGUUGCCGUGAACUUUACCGGCGUUGAACUCCCCGCUGGACCGCAGACCGUUAGCUCUGUUAUAGCAUCAGAGUAUGGGCAGUGUGUUGGCUGCCGCCUCCCCCAGUCCAGCUCCAGUUGCAGCUGCAGCUGGAGCUGGUCAGGGGGUCCCUGGAUUGGUGUCGGUCCCCCCAGGGUUUUCCAUGCCCUCAGUGUCUUCCGUCCCUCCGACAUCUGGAUCUGGCCAGCAGACAUCGGAUGCAGAUUCCCCACUCCCAAACCCGGGCACGUAUGAGGAGUGCCACCGCAAAUGUAAAGAGGUAUACCCCAUGCAGAUGGAAGGGGUGCGGUUAUUGGUCAACAAGGGCCUGAGUAACCACUUCCAGGUCAGCCACACUAUUACCCUCAGUACCCAGGGUGAUUCUGGUUAUCGAUUUGGUUCCACCUACGUAGGCAGUAAACAGAUGGGACCAGCCGAGUCGUUCCCUGUUAUGGUCGGUGACAUGGACAAUACUGGUAGUCUUAAUGCCCAGGUCAUCCACCAGCUCACAAGUGCUGUACGCUCCAAAAUAGCCAUCCAGACUCAGCAGCAGAAGUUUGUGAAUUGGCAAUGUGACCUGGAGUAUCGUGGUGAACACUAUACUUCUGCUGUGACGCUUGGAAAUCCAGACGUACUUGUUGGAUCUGGCAUUUUGGUUGCUCACUAUCUCCAGUCUAUCACACCAGCGCUGGCUCUGGGUGGUGAGCUCGUGUACCACAGACGGCCAGGGGAAGAGGGGACCGUCACUUCCCUAUUGGGCAGAUACACAGGUGACAACUUCAUUGCUACUUUGACUCUGGGAGGUGCAGGUGCUCAUGCGACAUAUUAUCACAAAGCCAAUGAUCAGCUGCAGGUAGGAGUUGAAUUUGAAGCCAGCACAAGGAUGCAAGAAACCACAGCAUCCUUCGGCUAUCAGCUGGACGUUCCCAAAGCUAACUUCCUCUUUAAAGGUACAGUUGACAGUAAUUGGGUGGUAGGGGCAACCCUUGAAAAGAAACUGUUGCCACUGCCUCUCACCCUGGCCCUAGGGGCUUUCCUUAACCAUCGCAAGAACAAGUUUCAGUGUGGUUUUGGUGUCACCAUUGGCUAAAGGUGCAGGGUCUGUCCUAUGCAUCCCGCGGGCCACUGCUUGGACCGAAACAGAGACACACAGGAACCUGCACUAAGUUUUAGAAAUUGGAUUCAGAGACUCUCUUACAACUGAUUUCUUGGGCAGACAGAGAGACAAAGACCAAGGAGCCAGGACUGACCAAGCCAUGCCUACAUGCUGUAGCACAAAUGUCUUUCCUUUAUGGUGUAUUGGAUGUACCCAGAGGCUAGAGAGAUGUACAUCCGAGGACAUCAGGUGAUGCAUGAGAACAUGUGAUGUGAAAAUCAAAGUAAGUGGUUAGCUAUAAUAUAUGAUGAUAAUAAUGAUGGAUUGAAAUAAAUGUGAUUACUUUUGUAAAAAAAAAGAUGUUAUUUAUUACCACGACUGGCUGCAAAGCAGUGAUGCACUUAAAUUAUGUAUAGAAUAAUAUCGACCAUGUCUCAAGAUUCAUUUUAAUCUUAUCUCCUGAAUGUACAAAAAAGCAACUGAUCUUCACAUGUUCAUAUCAGCUCUUUAUAGCACUAAUAGAUUAUUUUUACAGCUUGUUUCUGCUGCCCCCAUGUGGCAGAAAACAAUCACAUCUGUUAGUGAGCGAUAACCUGUGGCCAGCUUUGAUUUUUUCAAGGUUUGUAUUACUUAGCAGGUAAGUGUGCAUGAGGUGUGUCAUAGAGUUGAAACAAUUAAAGUAGUAUUAGUGGCGUGGAUAGGAGCUGGGGGUUCUGUGCAUCAGACCUGAACAGUACUUUUUCAAAUAGGGGGGACCUGAUUUCCAUGAGUUAUGUUUUUCUGUCAAUUGAAGGGUGAACUCAUAAUUUACCUAAAAGUCUACCAGUCGAGCAACAGCUAAUUUUAAGGUUGUUUGUUUAUUAUAUUAUAUAUAGUGUCAUAGUGUAAGUGAAUGCAUUAAGCUUUGCAACCAAUGAGUUUUGAGGCAGUAUCUACAGCUUAUUCAGUUGAAUUAAUCCUGAAUCAUCAUAAAUAAAUGGUAAUAUUGCAAAAUAAAUAAGAACAAUAGUAAAAAAAAUGCUACAAUACUUUUCAUUACCUCCAACAUUGAGGUUAUGUUUUCACUCAUGUCCCAUUGUGGAUUUGUUUGUAAGCAAAAUCCCGAAAAAACUGAUGAAACUUGAUGAAAGGAUGCAGUAUGGGUCAAGGUAGAUCCAAUACAAUUUUAGUAUGUUGUGAGAUAGGACGUUUUUCAACAUUUUCAUUCAUUUCCCAAUGAAUAAUUCAUUGAGCUUGAUGAAAAAGGUUUAUCUAUGAUUGUGUGAGAUUUGGUGUGGCAUGAUUGAAGGGGACUGCUCAGCCUUGGCGGAGGUACGUGUUUCACCGAGUGCCAUUAUUGUCAUAGAUUUAGUUUGAUAACAUGAACCAUGUGCACAGCAGAUGACUUUUCGUAUGUGUAUUUUAUUAAUUUGUGAUU